Messenger RNA from Glycine soja, 1666 nucleotides. Its product is annotated as protein PIN-LIKES 3-like. Gene Ontology annotation, cellular component: membrane. The record is from RefSeq and is a predicted model, not a curated record. The transcript is spliced from 11 exons. NCBI's taxonomy places the organism in Eukaryota, Viridiplantae, Streptophyta, Magnoliopsida, Fabales, Fabaceae. The coding region runs from base 148 to 1422 and encodes 424 amino acids. Gene Ontology annotation, biological process: endoplasmic reticulum to cytosol auxin transport.
GAAGUGUGUUGAUAUGGACAAGAGGGAGAGGCAUUAUUAAGAGUGCUAAAAGAAAGAGGAAGAGACGGAGAAAACGCAGAAGAGAAGAGGAACUUAAAAUCUGAUUACAACUCGUUUCUAGUUGUGUAAAAGAAAAGAAGACACAACAUGGACUUUUGGAAGCUUUUCAUUGUUGCAUUAUUGCCAGUGUUGAAGGUAUUGUUGAUUACUGCUGUGGGGACAAUCCUCGCAAUUAAUCGCUUUAACAUACUCGGGGAAACUGCCAGGAAAAACCUCAAUACUAUGGUAUUUUAUGUCUUUUCUCCAACUCUAGUUUGUAGCAGCCUAGCUGAAACAAUAACUUUAGAGAACGUGCUUAUAUUGUGGUUCAUGCCCGUGAAUAUUCUUCUCACAUUUGUCAUUGGGUCAGUUCUUGGAUUGCUAGUUGUUAAACUAACUAGAGUUCCUCAUCAUCUUCAAGGCCUUGUGUUGGGGUGCUGUGCAGCAGGAAAUCUGGGAAACUUGCCUAUAAUUUUAGUUCCAGCUGUCUGCAAACAAAGUGGCAGUCCUUUUGGAGAUGUGAAUGUUUGCUACAAAAAUGCACUAGCAUAUGCUUCUCUAUCAAUGGCACUAGGAUCCGUUUACAUUUGGUCUUAUGCAUACAACCUUGUUCGAUUAUAUUCACCGAAGAUUUCUAAUGAAGUCAAAGUUGAUGACAAUUCCAUAGUAGAAAAUCCAGUGUCCACAACAAAAUCUGAUCCAGAAAACCCUUCAACAUUUUCCACAGAAUUACCAUUUGUUAGUGCUGAUGAUAGAUCACAAACCGAAGAUCAUGUGAAGCACUUUGAAAUUCAAUGUACAGGGCAUAAUGGGCAAGUGGAGGAGGUAUCAAAAAACAGAACGAUUAUGAACCAUUUGAUAAUAUUAGUCCAAAAAGUCAACCUGAAGGUACUAUUCACUCCUUCCACGAUUGGAGCGAUUAUUGGUUUAAUAAUUGGUGUAGUCCCUCAAUUUCGGAAACUAUUAGUUGGUGAUAAUGCUACUCUCCGUGUGGUUGAGGACUCGGUAAUCAUGGUGGGGUAUGCAUGCAUUCCAGUAAUGACUUUGUUGGUUGGAGCAAAUCUUAUCAAAGGUUUGAAUGGACUAGGAAAGCAACUUCCACUCAUUAUUGGGGUUACGAUGGUUAGAUGUAUUGUCUUGCCAGCAAUUGGUAUAGGUGUAGUGAAAGGUGUUGUUCGUCUUGGAUUGAUCCAUCCUGAUCCAUUAUAUGAGUUUCUUUUGCUGCUUCAAUUUGCCCUUCCUCCUGCAGUAGCCAUGAGUACGAUCACUCAAUUAUUUGGAGCUGGUGAAGGUGAAUGCUCAGUUAUCAUGCUUGCAACUUAUUCCUGUGCAGCAGUUUCAGUAACACUUUGGAGCACAUUUUAUAUGUGGCUUGUACUAUAAUUAUUUGACAGUGGAAGAUCUCUAUUAACGCUUCACAAAUGCCUCACUCUUUAAAAAAAUGCAUUUUAGUGGAUAUAUAGCUAAAAAUAUACGUUUUACUAAAUUAGGAACUGUUUAAGAUAAAUCAAGCAUAUUUGUUGUAAUUGACUUGUAAUUUUAUGCUAUAGUACUUGUUUGUAGCCGAAAACAAAAUGAAGAAUGGAAACAAGAAAUCAAAGCAAAGAUCACUAUUUCAUUGGGCCAA